Haliotis rubra (blacklip abalone) is the source of this 1271-nucleotide messenger RNA. RefSeq names its product cell death abnormality protein 1-like. The coding region runs from base 25 to 1080 and encodes 351 amino acids. Gene Ontology annotation, molecular function: scavenger receptor activity. Lineage: Eukaryota; Metazoa; Mollusca; Gastropoda; Lepetellida; Haliotidae. The transcript is spliced from 5 exons. The record is from RefSeq and is a predicted model, not a curated record.
UUUCGCUUUACAUUGUAAUUCGCCAUGGCUUUUAUGAGAAGACUUAAUUGUUCAUUGCUGUAUCUGCUUACUUCAACGGCAUAUCUGGCAACCACCAACAAGGGCCAUUGCGGAGGCGGGACAUGGGGCGAGAUGUGUAAGGAACAAUGCCCACCUGGAUGCGCUACAUUUAGAGACGUUGUUCAUUGUGAUAAGCUGAAUGGAGAAUGCUUUGAGGGUUGCAUCAGUGGAUUGUACGGAGACACAUGUGCAGUGAGUUGUAGCACAGGGUGUUUGGAUGGGAAUUGUGAUCAGUUUGACGGCAAAUGUGUUCAGUGCAAAGAGGGAUGUUUUGGACCCGACUGUGGAAAUUGUUCAUCACAGAAAACUCCGUCAACAGCAGUUCAAAUAGCUCCAACAGCUCCCUUUCCUCCAAGACAUGCCUGUUCAAAUGGAACAUGGGGUGACAAGUGUGACAAACCAUGCCCCACUCACUGUAUACAAUACAUGGGCCGAAGUUGUAAUGAAACAACAGGUGUCUGUUUGACUGGUUGUCUCCGAGGUUUCUAUGGCGAGCGCUGUGACAAACUAUGCAGUAGAAGUUGUGAGGACUCGGUUUGUCAAAGCGCGAGCGGGCAGUGUGUCAGCUGCGAAAAAGGGCAGCGUCUAUGCGGCGAUGUUCCUACAUCAAAUGCUCCCUUUCCUCCAAGACAUGCCUGUUCAAAUGGAACAUGGGGUGACAAGUGUGACAAACCAUGCCCCACUCACUGUAUACAAUACAUGGGCCGAAGUUGUAAUGAAACAACAGGUGUCUGUUUGACUGGUUGUCUCCGAGGUUUCUAUGGCGAGCGCUGUGACAAACUAUGCAGUAGAAGUUGUGAGGACUCGGUUUGUCAAAGCGCGAGCGGGCAGUGUGUCAGCUGCGAAAAAGGGCAGCGUCUAUGCGGCGAUGUUCCUACAUCAAAUGAGGCUGUGCCAAUAUCACUGGAUAGAACUUUGGGUUAUGCAUUUUCAGGCUUACUGUUUGUUUUGGUUACAAUAAUACUGAUCUUUCAAUGUCGACAUCAUCACCAAUCCAGAUACAGGUACGUCAUUAUUUAGGGUGCGUUUUACCUACAAUGUCAAUACAAAAUCAGGGUUACCCCGCGUGCAUGACAUUCCAGUGCAGGUUUGGAGUGUAUGACACCUGUUUAUAAUUGAGAUGACAAAACUUUAUGGAUGAAUAACUUCUAUAUUUUCGCAAUAGCGACGUAUUGGUAUAGAUUCUUAUACCGUUUUCAAGCAUAUGACGG